This is a messenger RNA of Mytilinidion resinicola, 805 nucleotides long. RefSeq lists its product as uncharacterized. The record is from RefSeq and is a predicted model, not a curated record. The coding region runs from base 1 to 483 and encodes 160 amino acids. The transcript has 3 exons. Gene Ontology annotation, molecular function: zinc ion binding. Lineage: Eukaryota; Fungi; Ascomycota; Dothideomycetes; Mytilinidiales; Mytilinidiaceae.
AUGAAAUCUUCAGUCCCCAUGAACCAAUACCCGGCGCCAGUCCAGUCCCCCGACAUGACUGGCCAGCCACCAGUUUACCACCAGGACCCGAACGCGCACCUGCAGCAGCAGUACCAACAGGGCCAGCCGCAACAACCCCAGCAAGCCUACGCCGCCCAAGGCCACCAGCAAUCCGGAUUGUCAGUCGGCCAGCAGCAGACUGGAACUGUGUACCAGAGCGCCACCCCGAUCGCGAACUUGGGACGCGGUCCUGCGCCCGCCGACUGCCCCGCCUGUGGACAGCGUGCGAUGACGAGCGUCUCGUAUGAAGUUGGCAACACCACCCAUGCGUGGGCUCUCGGUCUCUGCUGUAUUGUCUGCCUGGGCUGCAUUCCCUAUGUCAUGAACUCGCUCAAGGACGUCCAACACAAGUGCGGUCGUUGCGGUGUGCUGCUCGCUACCUGGCAUCGUAGCGGCACCACCGAGGUCCAUAUCCACUCUUAGACGACGACCAUCGACAGCCCUCUUGUAUGCGGGAAACCUCGGAAAAGAAUGCGGCGGGUAGAGUAGGAUUGGAUAGUUUGGAGCGAAGAAUGGAGAAAGUGGGGUUUGGAGGUGUCCAGAUGAAGAAGAGGUUUCACAUUCUUGAAAAGACGGCAGCACAUGGGUUGCAUUGCAUCGAUGCUGCGGAUGUUCUGGGCGGGCGUUUCGGUUCCGAAGUGCUUGCUUGCUUAUGAUACCUCUACCUUUGGGUUCCCUUGUGGACCCGACCUAAUCAACAACACGAUCUUUUGAUCUCCAUGCCCUUUUUGUGUGUCGUGAGCAU